AUGGCGAUAGCGAAUUCUUCCACUAGAAUACUCCGUGAUCGUGAUGACCUGAUAUUGGAAAUUCUGUCACGGCUUCCUGUAGAGAGUCUCAUGCGAUUUAGGUGCGUUUCAAAGACAUGGAAUUCCAUCAUCCUCAAUCCCGAUUUGGUGAAAUCGCAUCUUAAAAAGUCCUCCAAAAACCCACAAAUUCUCUUACUGGAGAAAAAGAUAGAAGAGAGGCAAUGUUUCUCUGCUGUUUUAAGCUCUUUACCUUGCUUAAUCCAAAACCCUACUUCCUCUUCCGCCGGUCGUAUCUUACGCUGCCCCAAACCCUAUAAAUAUUUAUUCGGUUCUUGCAACGGUUUGCUUUCCCUACAUUGUUCUCUUUCCACGUAUGAGUGUGAAGAGCACAUGGUCUGCUUUUUGAACCCUGCCACCAAGACUUGCUCCUUACCAUCACCAAGCUUGCGUCUCAAUUACGGCAUUGGUGUUCAAUAUGAUAUGAAUUUUGGGUUUGGGUACGAUGAUUGGAGGGACAGUUACAAGGUGGUGGCAAUGGUUUUGGAUUGGAGUACACAUCAAACGAGUGUGUGGGUUUACUGCAUGGGUGACGUACGUUGGAGACUUACUAUAAUGACCUCUCCGGCUUUUCUCACCAUUGACAGUAAUGGAUACUUUCUGAAUGGCACUGUUAACUGGUUAGGACAUUCUUCUAAAGAAUCGAAGCUACAAAUAUUUUCGUACGAUCUAAAGAACGAUACUAACAGAUAUUUGUCGGUGCCUGAACUCGUUCCUAAAGAUUCUGAAUUUAAUUCUAUGGGAAUUUUGAAUGAUUGUCUUUGUGUUUCUUUUGAUGAACGGAGGACAGUCUUUGUUGUAUUGACAUUGAAGGACACUGGAGACGACAGAUCUUGGAGUCAGUUGAUGAGUGUAAGUUAUGAAACUCUGAAUAUCUCUCCUUAUUACGAUUACCUGCGGACUUUGUGCAUGUGGGGUGAUCUUCUCUUGCUCACAUAUUCACAGCUUUGGGAUGAUUACGAUAUCAUCAUUAUCUUUAAUUUGAAGGAGAAUAAAGUAGAACGUACUCAAGCUUACUACAAGCACUCUCUCAGUCACAUCUUCUCCUGUCACUAUGUUCCAAGCUUGAUUUGA
Messenger RNA from Vigna angularis (adzuki bean), 1131 nucleotides. Its product is annotated as F-box/kelch-repeat protein At3g23880. NCBI's taxonomy places the organism in Eukaryota, Viridiplantae, Streptophyta, Magnoliopsida, Fabales, Fabaceae. The transcript has a single exon. Gene Ontology annotation, molecular function: protein binding. The record is from RefSeq and is a predicted model, not a curated record. The coding region runs from base 1 to 1131 and encodes 376 amino acids.